Drosophila innubila is the source of this 585-nucleotide messenger RNA. RefSeq names its product vitelline membrane protein Vm26Aa-like. The transcript has a single exon. Lineage: Eukaryota; Metazoa; Arthropoda; Insecta; Diptera; Drosophilidae. The record is from RefSeq and is a predicted model, not a curated record. The coding region runs from base 54 to 458 and encodes 134 amino acids.
ACAGCUCUAAUUCCAGCUCCAGCUUCCACUUCAACUUAACCAUCAGCUUCAAGAUGAAAUUCUUCGUGUGCUUUGCUCUCAUCGCUGUCGUUGCCUCCGCCGUGGCUAACCCCACCAGCGGUACCUCCGUUUCCGUCGCCAACCAGGAGUCAGAGGCUGAGGCCGCUGCCGGCCAGGGUUAUGGUGAUCUGACCCGUCUGCGCAAGUCCGCUUAUGGCGGCAGCUCCGGCGGCUAUGGCGCCUCCAGCGUGCCAGCUCCUCCCUGCCCCAAGAACUACCUGUUCAGCUGCCAGCCCAACCUGGCUCCAGUUCCUUGCAGCGCUCCAGCUCCCAGCUACGGAUCCGCCGGCGCCUACUCCUCGCCAGUGGCCGCCUACGCUGCCCCCAACUAUGGCGUGCCACAGCAGCAGCAGCUCUAUGGCGCCUACAUGCCCCAGGCCUACGGAUUCCAAUACUAGAAGAUCCUCGAUCGACCCAGGAACUUGAAUUUGACACGGCUUCCACAGCUGCCGAGAAACAAAAAUCUUUGCUUAUCUAAAAGAAAACGAACAAAAAAAUAAAUGAACAAAUUUUCCUACAAUGCAA